UGUUACAUUAUUAUUUAUUACCAAAAGGAAAAAGAUAGAAAGGGGAUUCGACGUCAAAUCCCUGACGGUUAUCAACAUUUAAAAUGAAUCAAAGAUUGAGAGACAGUAUUAUGCAUUUGGGGUAGAAAACCAGUUCAUGUUCAUGCAAAAAUAUACACCUGCGAUUCAAUGACACCGCUAUUCACUCCCGUACGCAACCUUGCAUGCGUCCUUAAGGAGUCUUAAACACAAUUCUUCCACAAUAUUAUAGCUAGAACUUUCCUUCCCCUGCAGUAUUGUGUUACACCCCUCCUCGCCCAAUCACAGCACUCCCCCAAAUCCUCCUGCCCGCUAUCCCCGCUAUAAGAGCCCCGGUCCUUUCAGUCUAGCAGAAACCUCUGUGUGGUGUCCACUCUCCUUCGCAGGCCACGGUUCGUAUUAACUGCCGCGUCUGUUGAUGUUGUGUCCAGUUCUUUGAAUUUGGGUCAGGGGUUACUACGCUCCCACAUACAAUACAAACUGUUUGGAAGAGACUAUGCGGGAAGAGGACUCCUCCCCAAUGGACAGUGCAGGGAACAGCGAGGAGGAGAACGACCGUCAGCGGCCGCGCAGGGGUGCAAGGAAGCGGCGGGCGACUCGGAGGCGCGCGGACGACGACGAGGAGGAGGAGGAGGACAUUGAGAUUCCGAGCCCCGAGAAGAAGCAAUGCAGAAAGAGCUGUGACGCUGGAGGUGGAAGCGCGGGCAGCGGCGGCAGCGAAACCAGCAGCAGCCCCGCGCCCUCUUUCGACGACCUCCAGACGCAGCGCGUCAUGGCCAACGUCCGCGAGCGGCAACGGACGCAGUCCCUCAACGAGGCGUUCACGUCGUUACGUAAGAUCAUUCCCACCCUCCCGUCGGACAAACUCAGCAAGAUCCAGACGCUGAAGCUGGCGGCCCGGUACAUCGACUUCCUGUGCCAAGUGCUGGAGAGCGAUGAGCUGGACGCGCGGGGGACCAGCUGCAGCUACGUGGCGCACGAGCGCUUGAGCUACGCGUUCUCGGUCUGGAGAAUGGGGGGGUCGUGGUCCUUGUCCACCACGACCCACUAACAGGCCUGCUGUGGAUGGUGCAUGAAGAUUAUCCAGAGUGAAGAACCAGGGAUGAGACAGACUGAAACAAUCUUACAAGAGCCGAGGGACCAAGCGCUGUGCUUCAGGCCUCAGAGGAGAGUGGCCUUUUCAUAUUUCCCAUUGCAAGGACUUUAAUGUUUGCAAGGGAGCACUUAGAACAGACAAGACGGAUAUGAAGAAAGACAGACCACUGCGACAAUGAAUGUAGUAAAAACAAAAUGAUGUCGGAUAAACUGCUCUGUUUGGAAACAUGAGGGGAAAAUAGGACAAUUCAUUCCACAUUAUUGGUGACAACGUUUCACAGUAAAUGAAGUAUUUUUUAUUUAUUUUUCUACACAAGCUUGCAUUUCCUUUUCCCCACUCAAAUGAAACUUAUUUAUUUUGGGGAUAUCACAUGAUGCUGAAUGGAUCAGGAGUCUGCACAUUUUGAGUGUUGUAAAUAUUUGGUAAUAUCUUGAAUAAAGGAAAUAAAAGUGUCAUUCUUA
Messenger RNA from Pungitius pungitius (ninespine stickleback), 1575 nucleotides. RefSeq names its product twist family bHLH transcription factor 1a (gene twist1a). The record is from RefSeq and is a predicted model, not a curated record. The transcript is spliced from 2 exons. Gene Ontology annotation, molecular function: DNA-binding transcription factor activity, RNA polymerase II-specific; RNA polymerase II transcription regulatory region sequence-specific DNA binding; protein dimerization activity. Lineage: Eukaryota; Metazoa; Chordata; Actinopteri; Perciformes; Gasterosteidae. The coding region runs from base 515 to 1069 and encodes 184 amino acids. Gene Ontology annotation, biological process: regulation of transcription by RNA polymerase II; developmental process.